Passer domesticus (house sparrow) is the source of this 1054-nucleotide messenger RNA. RefSeq names its product sperm associated antigen 8 (gene SPAG8). NCBI's taxonomy places the organism in Eukaryota, Metazoa, Chordata, Aves, Passeriformes, Passeridae. Gene Ontology annotation, molecular function: microtubule binding. The transcript is spliced from 7 exons. The coding region runs from base 1 to 1014 and encodes 337 amino acids. Gene Ontology annotation, cellular component: cytoplasm; nucleus. The record is from RefSeq and is a predicted model, not a curated record. Gene Ontology annotation, biological process: positive regulation of transcription by RNA polymerase II.
AUGGAGCCGGGAGCCGGGUGCGGCCCGGGCUGCGGGCAGCGGGAGCCCUCGGGGGGCGCUCUGAGGAGCCGUGUGGGCCCCGGAUGCCGUGGGGAGAGGCCACCGUUCAGGGUCCAGCGGGACGAGCCUGGGGUGCCCGUGGAGAGGCUCCCCUGCUGCGGGGACUCGCUGACAGCCACCACCAAGAGGCUCCAGGAGACGUCGGACACAGCCAGGCCGCCCCAGGAGGCAGCAGGCACGGAAGAGCCGCCUACCGUGGCCUUGCCAGCUGUGCCCAGCAGGGUACCAUCCCCAGAGACUGGGAAGGAUCCCUCUGGGAUCACGCUUCCCUGGCUUGGAAAGUGGGGGGCCAGCCCCGAGGAGGAGCCCCCUGCCACAAUGCCGGCGCUGCCCCCCAUCCCACCGCCGCCAGCAGAGAAGCCCAGCCAGUCCGUGCCCUGGCGGAGCCGUGUGACCCGUGACUGGCAGAAGGAGGUAAUUGUGGAUCCCCUGGACUCUCGGCCAGGGAAGGAUUUGGGCAGUGAGGACUUCCAGCGUGGCUACCAUGGACUGCCGAUCCACCAGCUUCUCUCCUCACUCACUGAGAGCUCCCCCCCAAAGGACUGCCCCCCGCUCAGGGCCGUGCUGCUGGGGCAAGGGCAGCGGAAGGCUACAUUGGCAUCCAUGCUCUACGAGAAAUACAGCAAGGAGACGGAGGAGGAGAUCCGUCCGCGCCCGAGGCGCAUGGAAUCUGUCUCCACCACGCACCACGACUACCGUGCCAUGGGUUUCCAGUCCACACCCCAGCCCACCACCCAGCCUCACAAUUACUUAACGGAGCAGCCAACCAGCUUCUGGCUGGAGCAAGCCCGUGGAAUGCCGGGUGUCACUGCCCUCUUCGGCAGAAACAUUCCCUUCAAGAGGAAUGCAGACUUCUCCACUCCCAUUACCAUGUACUUAGGGCAUCCCGAGCCCUUCAACCUCUGUGACCCCUACGACGACCCCCUGAGCAGACAGCUCCAGCCCCACAAGUAAUAAAAAACAAGGGGACACAGGUGGUCCCAGCCUACCCCAA